Molecule: messenger RNA, 1016 nt
Organism: Durio zibethinus
Lineage: Eukaryota; Viridiplantae; Streptophyta; Magnoliopsida; Malvales; Malvaceae
Product: serine/arginine-rich splicing factor RSZ21-like
Molecular function (GO): zinc ion binding; RNA binding
Source: RefSeq, a predicted model, not a curated record
AAAGCAAAACCGAUUUACAUUUAGAAACACGGUCGUUUAUUGUUCUAGGGUUUUACGGCUUCGCGAUUGGCUGCAGCAGAGCCAAAUUGAUUAAUCUUUCUCGUCAAAUAUUCGAUAUCUGUUUCUUUUAUCAACAUAACCCUAGGCAUUUCUUGAAGGUGUGCAGUGCUGUUACGAGAAUGUCUCGGGUUUAUGUCGGGAAUCUGGAUCCUCGGGUCACUGAGAGGGAUCUCGAAGACGAGUUUAGGAUUUUCGGCGUUCUCCGCAGUGUAUGGGUUGCUCGAAGGCCACCAGGAUAUGCAUUUAUUGAGUUUGACGAUCGCAGGGAUGCUCUCGAUGCAAUCCGUGAAUUGGAUGGCAAGAAUGGUUGGCGUGUGGAACUUUCUCAUAAUUCGAAAGGUGGCGGAGGCCGUGGUGGGCGUCGUGGAGGGGGUGAGGAUAUGAAUUGUUAUGAAUGUGGCGAACCUGGUCACUUUGCUCGUGAAUGCCGCUUGCGCAUUGGCUCACGAGGCCUAGGAAGUGGGCGACGCCAAAGCCCUAGUCCUCGUCGCCGAAGGAGUCCAAGUUAUGGGUAUGGGCGCAGGAGCUAUAGUCCUCGUGGGAGAAGAUCUCCUCGGCGCCGCAGCAUAUCACCUCACCGUGGUCGCAGCUACAGCAGGUCACCUCCAUAUCGUCAUUCUCGUCGUGAUUCACCUUAUGCUAAUGGAGAUUAAAGUGGGACCUGAGCUGAAGCAAAUCUGGAAUGACAUCUAUGGCAAAUGAAUAUGCAAUUAUGUAGAUCUAAUAGGUUCAGUGAGCUAAAGAGAUUUAUGUUGCUUAUGUUCAUUUCGUGACAAUGAGGUUAUUAGAACUUUUGGUUUUGCAUGGCUUCCACUCUGCAGUGUUUCAGCCGCAAAAAGAGGUGCCUUGGACACCAUUUUGCGGUGGCUUGCUGUCUUCAGCUUAUGAAACUGAGAGGUCUCUUUCUUACUUCAUAUUGUUAUCUUCUUAUAUUUAUCUAGUAUGUUUUAUGUUAA